AGCCGCCAUGGUGGGAGCGGCGGGGAGAGGUGCGGCGGGCACCGGCGUCCCCCGGCUGCCCUCGGCGGGCGGCCCGUCCGCAUCUCCUUCCUUGUUAAAUGACCAGCCGGGAUCUCUUUGCYUCCUGUCUUGGGCCAGCAGGACAGGAGCUCCUGCAUCGCUUCACAGCAUAUCCCAGGAAGCCCGGGCUGGCCUCAGCAGCCGCCGGGAAGGAGAGGGGACGCGUGAGGAGCUGGCGGGACAGGCUGGGCGCGGGCGGCAGCGCUGUCCRUCACUGACAGCGGGCAGGCUCACAGCAAAGACAUCGAUCCUGUGUCCCGCAGGCCCCUGGCUCUGGGCCCCGGUGCUCCCAGGCAGGAUCCAUGUGUGAGGAGUCRGGGUGGGAUGGAGAGCCUGGGGCUGCCAGCAGUGACCCUUGGGGAUGGGACCGCAGCCUAUCUGCAGCAGGCUGGCAGAGGUGAAAAGCUGAUUGAAGGGCARGUCAUUGAACUGGAAGAUGGGACCACAGCUUACAUCCAUCAGGUGACAGUUGAGAAAGAGGCUGUUGCUUUUGAAGAUGGACAGCCAGUGGUGCUGGAGGAUGGCAGCAUGGCCUUCAUACACAGCACAGCUAAAGACAAUUACGAGCCUGGCACAUUUGAGGCUGUCCAGCUGGAGGAUGGCUCCACUGCYUACAUCCACCGUCCUGUCAUCGUGGCACCUGGCAGCACCAUCCUGGAAGURCAGACAGAAGCUGGGCUCGAGGAGUUGGCUGGGGAGGAGGAAGAUGAUGGCUUUGAUGUGGACACCAUUAAUGCAUUACAGCAGUAUGGCAGGAAGGAUUUGCAGGAGGAGGAGGUGCACAACCACAGGAAGGGACAGCAGGUCGGCAGCAGAGCUUUCCGCUGUGGGUACAAAGGCUGUGGCCGCCUCUACACCACUGCCCAYCAUCUCAAGGUACAUGAACGUGCUCACACAGGYGACCGGCCAUACACAUGUGACUUCCCAAGCUGUGGGAAAGCAUUUGCUACAGGGUAUGGGCUGAAGAGCCACGUGAGAACGCACACAGGUGAGAAACCGUACAAGUGUCCCGAAGACAUAUGCAGCAAAGCCUUCAAAACCUCCGGGGACCUSCAGAAACACAUCCGCACACACACAGGUGAGCGUCCCUUCAAGUGCCCCUUCGUGGGCUGUGGCCGCUCCUUUACCACGUCCAACAUCCGCAAGGUUCACAUCCGGACRCACACGGGCGAGCGGCCCUACAUGUGCCCAGAGCCUGGCUGUGGCAGGGGCUUCACCAGCGCCACCAACUACAAGAACCACGUGAGAAUCCACACAGGAGAGAAGCCAUACCUGUGCACCGUGCCAGGCUGUGGGAAGCGUUUCACGGAGUACUCCAGCCUCUACAAGCACCACGUGGUGCACACGCACUGCAAGCCCUACACGUGCAGCAGCUGUGGCAAGACCUACCGCCAGACCUCCACACUGGCCAUGCACAAGCGCAGCAGCCAYGGGGAGCUGGAGGCCACCGAGGAGAGCGAGCAGGCCCUCUACGAGCAGCAGCAGCUGGAGGCUGCUGCAGCUGCUGACAGAGGCUCCCCACUGAAGGGUCAGCAUAUUGCAUUCCUGUCAGAGAUGGAGGAAGAUGAAGAGGAAGAUGCUUUGCCUACACAGGUCUCGCUUAUCUCUCAGGAUGGGACAGAGCAGGUCAGUCUGUCUCAGGAAGAGCUGCAGGCCCUGGGCAGUGCCAUCAGUGUGGUGACACAGAGCRGGGCCCUUGCCRUGUCCGAGGAAGAGCUGGCAGGGSGUGACACUGGGACCGUGACUGUGGCCAACACCGAUGGCACCGAGGCACAGGAGGUGACCAUAGUCRCUUCUGGGGCAGUGGUGUCAGAGGAAUCGGACAUCGCCCCGCUCUGUCAUCAGCAGGUGGCAUUGCUGGCCACCCCCAACGGUACCCACAUCGCUGUGCAGCUGGAAGAGCAGCAGAGCCUGGAGGAAGCCCUCAGCAUGGCCACAGCAGUCAUCCAGUACGAGCCAGUGCCAGCUGACACAGCCGUGCCUGAGAAGGGGAGCUGAGGCCUGCAGAGCCGCCGGGGCAGGGGGAGUGGCAGCCCCAGCCUGUUGUGUGCAGGGGUGGCGGGUGCUGCAGGCGGGACACGGGGCAGGGAUGGUGUCUGAGCCGGUGCCAGCGCGUGCCCUGCGCCGGCCAGGACGCUGACGGGGCAGCACGGGGUGCUGGGGUGACCCUGCCUGAAGGGCUCUUCCCUCCAAGGAGGGAAGGCAGAGAUACUGCACUGCUGCCUUYUCCAGGGCUCUGAGCACCAAUCCUGUUUUCAGGGGGGCACUUCCUGCCCUCUCCCUCUAGGAAUGGUCCAACAGCUCCCCUUUCUUGCCCACCCCUCCAGCUCAGGGGCAAGCGGGCAGCACAGGCACAGAAGAAAUAAAGGCCCAUCAGAGCAAGGCCAGGCUGUCCUGAGCUCUGUGUAGAGGGUGACCAGUUCCUGCCACUGGAGCCAGCGCUGGGAUGGCUCCAAGAGCAGUUCUCCCAUCUCUUUGUCACACUCCGUUCUCAAACAAAGCUUCCAUGGCAGACUCCUUGGCUGUGGAGCAGAGCAGCCAGCACUUGCCAGGAGCUAAGCUAGACCUGGAUGUAAAUGCUGAGUUGAAAUAAAAGCAAAUUUAAAAUUUUGUUUUUAAAAUGA
Messenger RNA from Malurus melanocephalus (red-backed fairy wren), 2684 nucleotides. RefSeq names its product zinc finger protein 76 (gene ZNF76). Gene Ontology annotation, biological process: regulation of transcription by RNA polymerase II; central nervous system development. Lineage: Eukaryota; Metazoa; Chordata; Aves; Passeriformes; Maluridae. The record is from RefSeq and is a predicted model, not a curated record. Gene Ontology annotation, molecular function: DNA-binding transcription factor activity, RNA polymerase II-specific; RNA polymerase II cis-regulatory region sequence-specific DNA binding. The coding region runs from base 385 to 2058 and encodes 557 amino acids. The transcript has 14 exons. Gene Ontology annotation, cellular component: nucleus.